Molecule: messenger RNA, 915 nt
Organism: Exophiala oligosperma
Lineage: Eukaryota; Fungi; Ascomycota; Eurotiomycetes; Chaetothyriales; Herpotrichiellaceae
Exons: 3
Coding region: 1-915 (304 amino acids)
Biological process (GO): regulation of DNA-templated transcription
Molecular function (GO): DNA-binding transcription factor activity, RNA polymerase II-specific; zinc ion binding
Source: RefSeq, a predicted model, not a curated record
AUGGGAGCCACCAUCAUGACUCCUCCUUUAGAGCCCUCAUCGCCCCUAGACGGUGGCAUUCGAAAACGAUGCGACGGAGCCAGCCCUUGCAGUCGAUGUAAAGCAGACAACGCCAUUUGCGUAUUUGGCGAGCGCAAAAAGUCCCACGACAAAGUAUAUCCCAAAGGCUACGUAGAAAUGCUCGAGAGCCAACAGGCACAACUCGUCGCCGGCCUACAAGAGUUGUACAAACGAGUACAGAACGGCCACGGGUGGCCGGGCUCGGCGCUCAAGGAGACCAGCAGUGGUUCACCGUUGACGCAUGACAUCCUGGAGAGGUUGGGUGCGCUCAAGCAAGACGGCAACGCCACGCACGACACGUUCGAGGAGGACCUCAACACGUUACAACAGAGACUGAUCGCCGACGGGGCGGGCUUCAUGCAACGGCAACCCUCGCACGAUUCGCACACCGACAGCAGUGCGCCGUCGCCCAUAUACGAGCCUGUGGUGGCUCACCACCACCACAACCACCACCGACCCAACUUUUCGAACCCGUUCAACCUCAACCAGUUACCCCCGACGCCUCCCAACCAGAGCCCUUACCCUCAGAAUGCACGAGCCGUGCCCGCACAGCAGCAGCAGAAGCAGCAGCAGCCUACAAAGUCACACACCUACCCGCACGCCGCCAACAUGCACUCGAACCUGAGCAGCUGGACUACACCCAUGUCCGAGUUUGACGAUUCGAUGGACUUCAUCACCCAGUUCGACUCGCCCAUGGUCGAGUCGUCGUCGAUCGACCUGUCUUCAUUUGUCCCACCCAACAUGUUCCAGGAUCAACAGAUGAUGCCCGCCGCCAUCAACCCUUGUCUGACGAUGAAGGACUGGCCCAGUCAAGAAGAUUUUCAACGAUACUUUAACCCCACCAUGCUGGCAUGA